UCGACGAUUGCUCAUUGCUUGAUGUAUCCGUGAACAGCAGUGAAUUGUGAACAGCUUUCAUCAGAUAAAUGUUUUUCCAUCUUACGUGAUAUUGUUAAAAAUAAAUAAUAUUAAUGUCGAACAGUAUUUAAAAAUUUCCGUCUCCAUUUGAUCAUGUGCACGACGAGUUUUAGAUCGUUCCACUAAAGUACGAGUACACGUACAUCGUCCUUAUCGAGGUGUACAUACAAAAAAAAAGUAUAUCGAGUAGGGGAGACAAUACCCGUAACUGUUUUUAUAAACGACGAAGCUAUUUAUUGAAGAGCGAAAAUGAGCUCAGGUUUCAUAUCAGAGGCUGAAAUCACCGAGCAACGGCGGAUGCGACAAGAGGAGUGGGAACGUGUACGAACUGCCGAUCAACCGUUAGAAGCUCCAGAGGAAACGUACGAUCCUAGAUCGUUGUAUGAGAGAUUACAGGAACAGAAGAAUAAACGAGACAUCGAGUAUGAGGAAGCUCACAAAUUAAAGAACAUGAUCAAAGGACUGGAUGAUGAUGAAGUAGAAUUUUUGGAUCUGGUCGACAGAACAAAAAUGGAGGAGGAACGUAAGAAGAAUCUUGAAGAGGAGAAGGAGAUGCGGGAUUUUAAAGCCGCAGUUGCUUCGCUUCAGGAACAAAAGUUAAACGAAAAAUUGAAACAGGAAUUGAAAAACCCACAUGUCAGUAGUAAAAGUACUGUUUCUGGAAGCAGCCGUUCGCAGUUAAAAUUGCCAGGUAUAGGCGUUGUGGUAAAACGAUCCGACAAGCAGAAGCAAGGAGAAGCCCAUAAAGGAAUUAAGAGGAAAACAUCCUUGUCUGAAAGCGAACCAACCGCUAAAGAAAUGAAAACCUCUAGCGAGGCAACGUCGGACGUCGUUCCUCCGGAUGCGGACAAGCAAAAUGAUAAGAACGUAUUGAAUAAGGUGAGCCAAGGGACUGGACUCAAGUGUAUCGGCAUAUUACCCGGACUUGGCACGUACGAGGAUUCUAGUGACAGUGAUUGCACUUCCGACACGGACCAGGAAACGGAACCAUCUUCCUCGAAAUACGACAUGUUAGGCCGAAAGAUAAAAACGUUGAAGGAUAAGGAAAAGAGCUGAAUGCCAUGGGUGUGUGUAUACACGUACAUAUCAGUAUUUGUAUGUAUGUGUGCAUGUUGAGGGAGGUGCUGUGAAUAUAGAAGGGGAAAAAAUUAUUGAGUUGUGAUUAAUCGCGUUUUAAUAAAAUACGUGGAUGCGUCACUAUUAGACUUAGCGAAUGUAUCCGCGAAUAUUAAUCUACUUGUCGUAACAUAAUCUCGUGGAUUAUAUUUAUCAGUUUUUUCGUUAAGAUAUUCGAGCGACCCGUUUGAAUAUUUUUCGUUCAGUCAGUUAUUCCUGCGUAUUACCGGUCUGCCUCAUUGCAAUUCCAGGUUAUAUUGUACAUACGAUCCAAUUGUAACGCAAUAGAAGGAUGAUUGAUUUUGUGAUUUCAUAAAAUUGCAAUAAAGUAUUGUGUCAUGUAAA
Messenger RNA from Ooceraea biroi (clonal raider ant), 1521 nucleotides. Its product is annotated as PSME3-interacting protein. Gene Ontology annotation, cellular component: nucleus. NCBI's taxonomy places the organism in Eukaryota, Metazoa, Arthropoda, Insecta, Hymenoptera, Formicidae. The record is from RefSeq and is a predicted model, not a curated record.